CGAAUACUAAAAACUCAAAAGUAAUUGGAUUGUUGUUAAACUAAGCUCAUUUAGUCCAUAUACGUUAUUCAUGAAUAAAAAUUGCUACAAUUUAGCAUUGGAAUUGAAAUAAUAUCUCUUGUCUGAUUAUUUGCUUGCUUAAUUUCCAAUUUUGUAAUUACCAGACUAUAUGGAGAAUACAUUUGCUUUACAUGUGAACAUCUUGCAAUAGCGUUUAUUGAAUGAGAAGAACACUCAAUCCGAGAAGGACGUUGAUCAUCUGAGAUUCUUUUUGAAGACCUAUGUCUAUAGUGAAUUGGCAAACAAAUAUAAUGAAAAAUAUCCUGCUGAUGCAUUUAGUGAUUAUUUUAUAGAGAACUAUCAGAACAGAGUAGAGAUCAUGGCUGGUGAUAUAAAGAUUUUAGAUAAUGACAUGCAAACUUUACAGAAGGAGGAGAUUGAUGAGAAUACAAGAAAAUUUAUUAGGAAAUUCAUUUUUCUAAAUAAAAUAGGGACUACAAAUAAUAUUGUAUAAAAAUAUAGUAGUUAUGUGAUGGCUCAUAUGAACUAUUUGCAUUCAUUGUCAUACUUAGAAAUUAUGCAAUAUAAAAUCUAUUGGGGAAUGUAAGAGGCAUUAAAAUAGUUGAAAGCUUGA
Molecule: messenger RNA, 634 nt
Organism: Paramecium tetraurelia
Lineage: Eukaryota; Ciliophora; Oligohymenophorea; Peniculida; Parameciidae
Exons: 4
Source: RefSeq, a predicted model, not a curated record